GGGAUUGAGGGCAGAGGCGGCCGGAGCUGACACACGGCUUUGGGAGAAGCGGCUGCUGUACACGGGCUCGCUAUCCACGCAGUCACCUCAACCGCAAUGACGUCCCCGUGGGACCGCUGGUAUUCUAGCAGCUGCUGCAUGUGUUGCCAUGUUCGGACCGGCACCAUCAUUCUGGGAGUCUGGUACAUGAUUAUCAAUGCAGUGGUACUACUUAUCUUACUCACAGCACUCAGUGACCCUAGCCAGUAUCGCCUAACAAGUGUGGAGUUGGGAAGUGAUUUUGACUUCAUGGAUGAUGCAAAUAUUUGCAUUGCUACAGCAAUUUCACUUCUAAUGAUACUUAUUUGUGGAAUGGCAACAUAUGGAGCAUACAAGCAACAUGCUGCCUGGAUCAUCCCAUUCUUCUGCUACCAGAUUUUUGACUUUGCACUGAACACCUUGGUUGCCUUUAGUGUUAUUGUUUAUCCCAAUACAAUUCAGGACUAUUUGGUGCAGUUGCCUAGCAAUUUUCCAUACAAAGAGGAGAUUAUGUCUAUGAAUCCAACAUGCUUAGUUAUGAUUGUUUUGCUCUUCAUUGGUGUAAUUCUAGCAUUUAAGGCCUACUUGAUCGGCUGUGUGUGGAACUGCUACAGAUAUAUUAAUGGAAGAGUAACCUCAGAUAUGCUGUUUUAUGUCACUACUAACGAUACUACUGUCCUGUUGCCUCCAUAUGACGAAGCUGUAACUAUCUCUUCCAAACAUCCACCACCUCCAUACAUGUCUGCUUAAAGAAAAUUCUUUAAACCACUAUAUUUCUUGAUAUUUUAUCAUGUCCAGCAGCCUGACAGAUCCUUUUAGGGGGAAACAAAGGAAUACUAUUUUCUCUCUUUUAAUGUUUAUGCAGGUUUGAAAUACAAUGCUAUUUGUUUGCAGUGUUGUCUUGGGUAUUUGCAACAGUUUAAUCUUUGCUCUGGGCAUAAUUUGAUUCCUAACUUCUAAAUUUUUAGAAAUUGGUUUUCAAACUCUUCUAUGAAAUCUGAUACAAAUACUAUAUAAUCUUCAGUUUAUGUGAAACAUUUCAAGAUGAUUACUGUCUCAAUGCACUUUACUGCUGAAAUGUUUUCCAGAGAUGCAGAUUCUUAUGCUUAAAGCUCAGGAAGGGAAACGUACUGCGGUCAUGUUGGCACAGUGAGAUUAAUGUAAACAUACAUUGUUAUGAUUUCAGACCCAUGCCUUUGGCCAGUAGGUUGUAUGUACUGCCUUCUUGCAUAUAUUGAGUGUUUGAAAUUUGGCACAUAGGGCAGUUAGCUGAAAACACAUCUAUCACUUGUUUUCAAGUUUUAUUCAGUGCACCUUGGUGAUUGCCAUUAAAUA
Molecule: messenger RNA, 1353 nt
Organism: Erpetoichthys calabaricus (reedfish)
Lineage: Eukaryota; Metazoa; Chordata; Cladistia; Polypteriformes; Polypteridae
Gene: laptm4b
Product: lysosomal protein transmembrane 4 beta
Exons: 7
Coding region: 97-768 (223 amino acids)
Cellular component (GO): lysosomal membrane
Source: RefSeq, a predicted model, not a curated record